GUUGCUCUGCAACGAACAGGAUUAUAAGGAAUUUGGAGCCAGCGCUGUUUUUAGUCGUCUCAUCAGUGACCUUCAGUCAUUAGAAGAUAGUGGUAUUAUUCUGGAUGACGAAACAUGUGUUAAAGGUACACUACUCGCAAUCGCAGGAGACAUUUUGGGGUCUCAUAACAUUGGAGGUUUUACCGAGAACUUUAGCACAAGCCAUUUUUUUUGUCGCUAUUGCAUUAUUCGGAGGGACUCUUUUCGAGAGAACCCACUUGCAACAGGUAGUAUCAGAACAGAGGAGAACUAUAAACAAGCACUACAUCCUACCAAUACUGACGAAAAUGUGAUUGACGGUGUCAAGUUUGAUUCCAUUUUCAAUAAAGUGACAAACUUUCAUGUCUGCAAGCCAGGUUUACCACCUUGCCUGGGUCACGAUCUUUUCGAAGGAAUUGUUUCUGUAGACUUGUCAUUGUUCAUCUGUAACCUUGUCAAGGUGAAGAAAUACUUCACCUAUGAACAACUGAACAGGUCAAUAACUCAGUUCACUUAUCUUGGAAGUGAUGUCAACAACAAACCUUGCACAGUAAAUGUGAAUGGAAAAAAGUUAGGAGGUCAUGCAGUCCAGAACUGGUGCCUGUUGAGAUUACUUCCUGUGAUAGUUGGCAACAGAAUAAAGAAUCCUGUAGAAGACAACGUAUGGCAGCUUUGUUUGAAACUUCGAGAAAUUGUUGAGCUGAUAUGUGCAUCAGUAAUAUCUACUAACCAAAUAGCUUAUCUCCAGGUUCUUAUUGAAGAAUACAUCAGCGAUGUGUGUGAUAUAUUUCCAGAAUACUCGCUGAAACCAAAGCACCACUUCGUUUUGCAUUACCCAUGGCUCAUAUCUCAGUUUGGACCGUUGAUUCGUCUUUGGACGCUACGGUUUGAAAGCAAGCACACUUUCUUUAAACAAUGUUGCAGGAAACUUCAGAAUUUCAAGAAUGUGUGCAAGACACUUGCUCACAAGCAUCAGCUAUUACAGGCUUACCUUGGUGCAGGUUUCUUGUUCCCUCCCACUUUGAUAGUAGAGAAGAGUUUGCCAUUUGCAGCAAAUGCAUGUCAUGAGAAGAUAAAGACUUGUAUCUCAAAUUGUAGUUUCUACAGCAAAGAGAUGGAUGUACAUGUAGCACACAGGGUAACAUAUAAAGGCACAACCUACAAAAAGGGCAUGUUUGUUGUUCUUGGUCGAUCUGAAGAUGAACUUGUUGUUGGUCAAAUUGAACUUGCUUUAAUUCAUAUGGAUUCCCUGUACUUUGUUACACAGGUGCAUAAUGCAGUGCGCCUAAUAGACUUGGGCGUUUAUGAUCUUGUUGACAAUCCUGGUAGCGACAGUGACCGAGAAUUCAGAUGUGUGGCUGUAGAGAAAUUAUUAGACUUCUACCCAUUGCCAAUGUAUAGUGCUUUUGGAUGUUGCUUAAUACCAUUACACCAUGCUGUUGUAGAUGAAUAACAUUUUACAAGCAACUCUACCAGCUAGUAUGCAGCUCACUCGUCAAAUAUGUGUAUUUGAGAAGAUAUUCUGAAUAUUUACAUAGAGCCUACUUCUACAUGUCAUCAAAACAUGUUCAUGUACAUAUACCUUUAAUAAAUGUUUGAUUGUUGGAUGAUUGCAGACACUUUUGCACAUCUUCGAAAGGGAUCAUGGAAAACAUAAGGAAGGAAGUCAAGUCUGUGCUACCAAUGUUAUCAGAGACACUGCUGGAUGCUAUUCUAGAAAGACUACGCUCCAAGGGGGUUGACACCAGGGAUGAUCUCCAGUUUGUACAGGAAGAUGAUAUUGUAGAUCUGAUAAAGCCGAUCCAUUGCCGUAGGCUCCUUUGUACCUGGAAAGAGACCGAAAUCAAUCCAGAUACAGUUACUACGCAAUCUCGCAGCAUUGGAGAUGCAUCGCCAUCAGGUAGCAAAAGGCAUGGUACAACCACAAGUAACUGGCCAGAAACAAUUGAUAUCAGCGGAAUAGACAUGCCGGAUCAUAUUGCAGUUAAACUCGAGGCUGGAGAGCGUCUUUCGCCUACUGAAAGGAGCAAUGCAAUUCGAGGUUUUGUAAGUUUGAUGAUGAAACAUGACCAUAAUCCGAUAAGAUCCAAAUGUGAUAUUGUUGCCAGGAGAAUUGUAAGCGAAUGGCCACAGAGCUUUUGUGACAUGAAUGAAGACAGAAGCAAGCUUGGUUCCGGUCAUUAUUCCCUUCUUGCCCAAAUGAAAACGCGUGUAGAGCAUGUAAAUAGGAACAACACACUGACUCGGCAUAGGACCAGUAGAAAGCCAAAAGAAGGAAGCAACAAAGUCACUAAACCUACGGACGUAUACGGAUGCAUCAAAUGGCAACCCUCUCUUCCAAAGGGAGAAACGUUGGAGUCUCUCGGUGAAAAAAAAGAGUCGCUGAAAGACAUUUACACGCAAAGAGGCUCAGAAGAAUCGUCUACAGGUGAAAUUGACAUUUUGAUGGAUCACACUUAUUACCUGCAGAGAAAAAUGAUAAAUGGAGCUCCACUUCCAGUUAGUGAGCUAAAAGAGCAGUGGCCUUAUUUAUUUGUUCCAGAGUUCUUCCAGAAGCACUUCAAAACUCUAACAGGUAUCGAUAUCGCCACAUCACUGCUAAAGUCACUUCAAGAGAAGGGGCUAACUAUUCUCCGCUUUCUUGCAAAGGAGAAGUGGGAAGAUCACAACAAAGUUCGGCCACUUAUUCAUCAGGUCGUGGCUGAAAAGGACGCUGUCGAUAUGCACACUGUUGCCGGUGCAGUUAUUAAGGGGAUGAUGAGCUACUUCAAAGAAAAAGAAGACUCGCUUAUCCUGAAUGGAGAUGUGACUGCUACUCCUGAGGAGAUUGAGGAGGAGACUCGUGACCACUCUGAAUCGCCAUAUCUCGUCAUCCAAGGGGAUGACACUACAGCAAAGUGGAUGGUGGUCGUCGAAAAGAAAGUCAUCGGGAAGUCAACACAAGCAGAUGGUGUGAUAUGUGGAGUAGCCUAUUUGCUGUGCACGUACUACAAUCUCAAUCUGCAAUAUCAGUCAAAUGCAUCGACGACAUUGGAGUUCAUUCAGCGUUGCUUGAUUGGCAUCAAUCCAGACGUGGGAUCAAAGUCUCAUGGACAACAAUGUAGCCAGAAGGUGAUAUCAUUUAUUCGCAAAUUAGCGGAUUUCCAGUGGUUUCAUUAAUAAGGGGGCAACUUUAUGCCAUCCGUGGAUGACCCUCGUGCAGUCGUUCGGAAAAGUAGUCCAUCCUAGUGAGAUUUGUCAUGGGCCAUGGAAUCCACUCAUAUAGGGGUACUUUUUAUAUCGCAACAUGUCUGUUGUUCUGGAAAAAAAGGGGUUUUCCCCUCUAGGUACUUUACUGAUGGGGAUAGAUCAGGGUAAAUUUCCCGAUCACAGAAUACCUGGUAUUCUCGAACUUCCAGUCAGUCUGAAUACGCCUUAAGAUAUAUAUACUGGAAAUGUCAUUUCUUGCAAAAUUUAUAACAUGUUCUGUAUAAUUAUAAGAAGUGUAUCUUAGUACAGACUAACAUUCAGAACAAAUUACAGGGGCGCCUACAUACUACAUCAAUUUCAAAAUUAUCAAUAAAAAAAAAUCCCACUUACAUUGAGUAUCUGAACCCUUUACUUUCACACACUUUCUUAAAAUUUUAUUUGUGUCUUUUUGCCCUUUUUAGACAUUUGCAAAUGUUAUGCUUGCAAAAGGGAUCAUGUACCUUUAAUAUGCAUUUCAAUUGAACUUAAUAUGAAACAUCACAAGUGAAAAUUGAAAUUUGAAAUCAAAUAUUUUGUUAGUGAGGGAGGUUAAAAAAGUCACGUGACUUCGUGGUAUUAAGGAAGCUGUGUGUUUAGCCUUGAUGCAAAGAGACCAACUACAGGGAGCCCAAACUUUUUUAAUAAAUUGUGUCUAGCGGUCAUUGAACUUCCUAGACAAAGCAUUAGCACAUGUAUUCUGUGAGCCUGGCAUGUGUGCAGCCUUGUCAUCAUAAGCAUUGCUUGAUUGUUUACUUACUGUUUUCCAAAAUAUGUUUUACAUUACUUGCAAUUUAGCAUUAUUUUACCUUAGUGAAUUUUCAUAUAUUUUAGUCUGUACAUGCAAUACACCUUUAUUUUAAUAAAUUUAAUAAGUCAUGAAAUAAAUGAAUUUGCCAAAUAUUAGGCCUAUAUUUAAGUAACCUAUAUUUUAUUUCGACAUAUUUCAAGUUAUAUAAUAAUAUAUUUUUUUUAAGUAACUUAUAUUUUAUUACGAUAUAUGUUACGUUAUAUGGUAAUAUGUUUUUUUAUCAUAUUUAAUACGUAGCAAUAUUGUAGCUAAACGAAUUUCAUAAUUUUAUGUUUUCAUUUUACAUGUACACAAAUUGAUCAUAUUUUCUAUUUUCUUUGUUCAUUGUGCACAUUGGUAAUUCUAUUUCAUUAAUUUCUGUAUAUCAUGUAUAUUUUCUUAUUGUCAAGUAUGUUUUACGGUUUUUGUUAUUUUGCACAGCCCCUUUGUAAACCAGCCGAGUAGCUGAAUAGGGCUUUUACCGUCAAUAAAUCAAUCAAUCAAUUGAAUGACAGCUCAUGAAGUUGAAACAAGUUUCUGUGCAGAAUUGGCAUGUAAAUGAGACAAAAAUACAGAAGAAUAUGAAACACGUAUUAAAGAUUACAAGUUUAAUAUAACAGAGCAACUCAAAUUAAAUGGGGUAUUAGUUCAAAAGAUAAAUUAAACAAAAAUAAAGUGAGUAAUGUCUUUUGGAGAGAUUCUACCAGGUAUAGAGAGUUUUCCUUGAUUCUGCCAGGUAUAUGGAGACUUUUCAUUGAUUGUAUUCUGAUAGUAGUUGUCGUUUAAUAGUGGCUUUAAAGGAAGAUAAAAGUGUAUAAAAUAUGUCUUGUUUACAAUUGAAGAUAAUUCUUUACAAUAGUUUUUUACAAUUCAGAAUUUUAAAGUGAACAUAUUGUUGUCUGUUCGACAAAUAAUUUUUGACCCAAGAAAGUGCAGUGCCCCUAAGCCAUACGUUGUGAUUUAGCAUAUCAAUGCCUUAAAGCCGCUAUGUCUGCACAAUUGCAUGUGUUAUUCUGUCGUAUAAUUAAAUUAAUGCUAGGUCGGGUGAAUGAUUUUUUUUAAAGCCAUAUUGGUUGGGAUUAAGCAAGUUAUGUGUAUUUCAGAAUUGGUAUAAUCUAAACAAUUUUUUCAAGAAUUUUUGAGAUACUGGAAGGAUGACUAUGGGUCUGUAGAUUCUUGAGUACUUGAACUUUUGCAGUUUUUAGUGGUUUUACUUGUUUUAAUGUUUUACUUGAUAGUUUCUUUGCAAGCAUUUUCAUAAUGUUACACUAUUUGAGAAACUUGUUUUAUGGAGCGUUGAUUACCCAAUAAAGACUUUAAUAAUGA
Strongylocentrotus purpuratus (purple sea urchin) is the source of this 5359-nucleotide messenger RNA. RefSeq lists its product as uncharacterized. The record is from RefSeq and is a predicted model, not a curated record. The transcript has 5 exons. Lineage: Eukaryota; Metazoa; Echinodermata; Echinoidea; Camarodonta; Strongylocentrotidae. Bases 1663 to 3177 code for a protein of 504 amino acids.